UAAAGCAUGAACUUCCUCUCACCUUAAAGCCACGCCUACGCCCUCUCUGUCACACUAUAACACACACACAACCAGAAAGUUAAUUUCAGAGAAAACAAAACUCAGUAAGAACUCAGAGUCUCUGUCUGUCAGCGUGUGAGUACAAGAAGAUGGCAAAGGCUGGCAUUUCAGUAGAUCAGGAUCAGUUCAUCUGUCCAGUGUGUCUGGAUCUGCUGAAGGAUCCAGUGACUACUCCCUGUGGUCACAAUUACUGUAAGGUGUGUAUUAAUGGCUGCUGGGAUCAGGAGGAUCUGAAGGGCGUCUACGGCUGCCCCCAGUGUAGAGAGACUUUCACUCCAAGGCCUGUUCUACGCAGGAACAACAUGCUGGUUGAAGUGUUGGAGAAACUGAAGAAGACUGAACUCCAUGCUGCUUCUCCUGCUCACUGUUACUCUGGACCUGGAGAUGUGGAGUGUGAUUCCUGCACCGGGAGAAAACACAAAGCCGUCAAGUCCUGUCUGGUGUGUCUGGCCUCCUAUUGUGAAGAUCAUCUUAAACCUCACUUUCAGUCUCCUGCCUUUAAGAAGCACAAGUUAGUUGAAGCCUGUGCAGAGCUCCAGGAGAAGAUCUGCUCUCAACAUGACAAACUGCUCGAGAUCUACUGUCAUACUGACCAAAGCUUCAUCUGUUACUUGUGUACGAUGGAUCAGCACCAAGGCCAUGAUACGGUUGCAGCUAAAGCAGAAAGAACUAAAAAACAGAAUGAGGUAAAGAAGGAGCAGAUGAAAUCCCAGCAGAGGAUCCAGGAGAAGCAGGAGAAGGUUCAGGAGCUGAAACAGACUGUGGGCACUAUUAAGAGGCGUUCACAGGCAGCAGUAGAUGAGAGUGAGAGGAUCUUUACUGAGCUGAUCAGCUCCAUGGAGAAAAGGCGCUCGGAGGUGAAGGAGUUGAUCAGAGCUCAGGAGAAAGCUGAACUGAGUCGCGCUGAACGACUCCUGAAGCAACUGGAGCAGGAGAUUGCUGAUCUUAAGAGGAGAGUCACUGAGCUGGAGCAGCUUUCACACACACACGAUCACAUCCACUUCCUCAAGAGUUUCCCGUCUCUCUGUGUUUCUCCUGGAUCUGAGGACUCACCCAGCUUCACUGUCAAUCAACAUCUCUCAUUUGAUGGAGUGAGGAAAUCUCUCUCAGAUCUGAAAAAACAGGUCGAGGAAAUCUGUGAGGAGGAAUUCACCAAAAUCCGUCCACAAGCUGCAGCAGUUCAGAUGAUUUUACUCUCAGAACCAGAGAGCAGAGAAGAUUUCCUGCAAUAUUUCUGUUAUCUGACUCUGGAUCCCAACACAGUACAUCAUCAACUCAUUCUGUCUGAGAAGAACAGAGUGGUGAAGCGCAGCUGGACAGAUCAGCAAUACUCUGAUCAACCGGAGAGAUUUGACACCUGGUCUCAGGUGUUGUGUAAGGAGAGUGUGUGUGGACGCUGUUACUGGGAGGUGGAGUGGAGCGGUUUUGGUGGUGUGUACAUAUCAGUCUCAUAUAAAGAGAUUAGCAGGAAAGGGCUGGGUGAUGAGUGUUUGUUUGGAUACAACAGUCAGUCCUGGAGUCUGGAGUGUUCUUCUUCCUCUGUCAUUUUCCGCCACAACAACGUUGAGACUGAGCUCCGAGGUCCAGUAUCCUCCAGAAUAGGAGUGUAUGUGGAUCACAGUGCAGGAACUCUGUUCUUCUACAGCGUCUCUGACACGAUGAGGCUCCUCCACAGAGUCCACACCACAUUCACUCAGCCUCUAUACGCUGGGUUCUGGCUAGAUUAUGACUUGACUGUGAGAUUAUGUGAUUCGAAAACGUUCCGGAACACCUGGACGCUCAUUUUAGAGAAAGCGAAAGUGGAAAACUCAGUCUCUUCCGCAGUGUCCGAGUGCAGGAAAAUGGCCAAUAUUUCAGUAAAUCUCUUCACCUGUCCGGUGUGUCUGGAUCUCCUGGAGGAUCCUGUAACUAUUCCCUGUGGCCGCAGUUUCUGUAAGGUGUGUAUUAAUGGCUGCUGGAAUCAGGAGGACGUGAAGGGCGUCUACAGCUGUCCCCAGUGUACAGAGACUUUCUCUUCACGGCCUGUUCUGCGCAGGAACAGCAUGCUCGCUGAGAAGUUGAAGCUCCUGAAGGAAGCUGCACCCCAAGCUGUUUCUCCUGCUCACCGUUACGCUGGACCUGGAGAUGUGGAGUGUGAUUCCUGCAUUGGGAGAAAACGCAAAGCCGUUAAUACCUGUAUGGAGUGUCUUGCUUCCUAUUGUGAAGAUCAUCUUAAACCUCACUAUCAGGUUCCUGCAUUUAAGAAGCACAAGUUAGCUGAACCCUGUGCAGAGCUCCAGGAGAAGAUCUGCUCUCAGCACGCCAAACUGAUUGAGGUCUACUGUCGUACUGACCAAAGCCUCAUCUGUUGCUCGUGCAUGAUGGAUGAACACAAAGGUCAUGAUAUGGUUCAAGCUGAAACAGAAAUAACUAAAAAACAGAAUGAGCUACAGGAGGAGCAGAGGAAAACCGAGAAGAGGAUUCAGGAGAAGCAGGAGAAGGUGCAGGAGCUGAAACAGACUGUGGGCACUAUUAAAAUGCGUUCACAGGCAGCAGUAGAUGAGAGUGAGAAGAUCUUUACUGAGCUGAUCAGCUCCUUGGAGAAAAAGCGCUCGGAGGUGAAGGAGUUGAUCAGAGCUCAGGAGAAAGCUGAACUGAGUCGCGCUGAACGACUCCUGAAGCAACUGGAGCAGGAGAUUGCUGAUAUUACGAGGAGAGUCACUGAGCUGGAGCAGAUUUCACACACACACGAUCACAUCCACUUCCUCAAGCGUUUCUUGUCUCUCUGUGUUUCUCCUGGAUCUGAGAACUCACCCAGCUUCACUGUCAAUCAACAUCUCUCAUUUGAUGGAGUGAAGAAAUCUCUCUCAGAUCUGAAAAAACAACUUGAGGAAAUAUGUGAGGAGGAAUUCACCAAAAUCCGUCCACAAGUUUCAGCAGUUCAGGUGAUUUUACCCUCACAACCAAAGCGUGGAGAAGAUUUUCUGCAUUAUUUCUGUAAUCUGACUCUGGAUCCCAACACCGUACAUCCGUACCUCAUUCUGUCUGAGGAGAACAGAGCGGUGACACACAGUAACACAAAUCAGCAAUACUUCGAUGAUCCAGAGAGAUUUGAAUGCUGGUUUCAGGUGUUGUGUAAGGAGAGUGUGAGUGAACGCUGUUACUGGGAGGUGGAGUGGAGCGGUCGUGUGUCCAUAUCAGUCUCAUAUAAAGAGAUCAGCAGGAAAGGACGGGCUGAUGAGUGUGGAUUUGGAUGCAACAGUCAGUCCUGGAGUCUGGAGUGUUCUUCUUCCUCUGUCUCUUUCCGGCACAACAACAUUGAGACUAAGCUCCGAGGUCCAGCGUCCUCCAGAAUAGGAGUGUAUGUGGAUCACAGUGCAGGAACUCUGUCCUUCUAUAGCAUCUCUGACACGAUGAGGCUCCUCCACAGAGUCCAAACCACAUUCACUCAGCCUCUAUACGCUGGGUUCCUGAUAGAUUGUAAGUCAACUGUGAGGUUCUGUGAUUCAAAAUUUUGUAAAAGUGUUUAGAAAAUUAUAACUGAGGGGUCAGAUUCUUCUUCGUCGUCUUCUUCUUCUUCUGCUCUUGAGUCUGUGACGGCCAUAGAACUGUUUUCGGGAAGUUAUGAAAUUUGUCACACAGAUGGAGGACUGUCACCUUUAACCUGAGCAAUUUUCAAGUCUAUCUCAAUUUAUUUUUUCCUCUGAUUCCUUGGCUCAAGACCAUUCGAUCGAAACCAUAUGUACCUAAUUUUCCUCCAUUUUGAAUUUUCAGAAAAACCUACUUUUUCAAACUCCUCCAAGGCAGUCUGUCCGAUUUUCACCAAAAUUGAAUCUGAUCAUCUAAAGUUAUCAAAAGUCUUUUGAUAGACCCAACUGUUCUCGCAUAGCGCAUCAACGAGUUUGACAAAGAGCACACCAAAAUGGACGUGAGGGUGUAUCUUCGCAGCAGUUUGGCAUAUUAAGAUGAAACUUGGUAACUGUCAUCACAAGCAUGAUCUGAGGCUAACUGCAUAGUUUUGGCACAGCGCCACCAAGUGGUCAUGAGAUAUGAAAAAUGGAUAAUUUUGCUUAUAACUUCUGAACAGAUUAACCAAAAAUCACGAGAAUUGUCUCAUUAGAUUCGGUACUGCAUACUGAGUUGAACGGUAGCCAAAUUUCCCAUGACAGCCGUUUAAAAUUUUGCAGUAACAUGCUAUAUUUUACGAAUGCAUUGACGUAUCAUUCCAAAACUUGGUAUGUGUCAUCUGAACCAUGCCCUGAAGGUAUUCAAGAUGUUUUGAGACAAAAAAGGAUAAUAACAUUUUAAAAAAUGCUAAUAGCUUUUGAAUAAUUUUGCCUGUUUUAUUAAAAGUGGUCUUGAUAGUUUCUGUGAGUCAUGCCGAGAAGAAUGAUACCAAUUAUGCCAUAGUCAAUCGAAUAUGCUGUCUGCCAUUUUGAAUUUCGUUGAACUCCUCCUACGUAGACCCCUGGCCCGAUUUUCACCAAAUUCGGUUCAGAUCAUCUUCAGACCAUGCCAGCCAAAAGCUUUUUAAUAGACCAAACCAUUCUCAUUUGACACAUCAACAAAAAUGAUGGCAUGAUGCCAAAACUGAACCUGAGGCUUUAUUUUUACAACACUUUGGCCUGUUCACACCAAACUUUGUGUGUGGCAUUGACACCC
This is a messenger RNA of Ictalurus furcatus (blue catfish), 4701 nucleotides long. RefSeq lists its product as uncharacterized. Lineage: Eukaryota; Metazoa; Chordata; Actinopteri; Siluriformes; Ictaluridae. Bases 150 to 3569 code for a protein of 1139 amino acids. Gene Ontology annotation, molecular function: protein binding; zinc ion binding. The record is from RefSeq and is a predicted model, not a curated record. The transcript is spliced from 12 exons.